This is a messenger RNA of Guyanagaster necrorhizus, 577 nucleotides long. RefSeq lists its product as uncharacterized. Lineage: Eukaryota; Fungi; Basidiomycota; Agaricomycetes; Agaricales; Physalacriaceae. The transcript has a single exon. Bases 20 to 349 code for a protein of 109 amino acids. The record is from RefSeq and is a predicted model, not a curated record.
AGAGCUUCUCCAGUUACGGAUGGAAUUCAGUGAUCCAGGAGAGGAUAAUAGUAUUGUUUUGCCGGAAUUCACUACAGAGACUGCACCAGUGUUGGAGUAUCUGUGUAUACAGAUCAAAGAUUCAAUGACUCUUGACAGUCAAACAUUGACACACCUAUUGAAGCACACCCCAUUACUGAGGAACCUGAAACUCAGUGGCAAGGUGAUGACCAAUGAUGUCUUUCUCCAGCUUGGAAGGAAGACAGAGUUUUCAUGGUUGGUCCCUCAGCUAUGCAGGAUAGACUUGAGAGGGUCAACAUUUGAAUUUGAGGAUGCCAACAGUAUCAUUGUUGGAAUGGUUGCAUUUUGAAGUGAAGCUGUUGAGGGUGGCACAACCUUGCAGACACUCAUUCUGGAUGAGCCAUUUUGUUUUGAGGAUGAUGAUCUUUCUGCAAGAUGGCACACACUCUGCCAAGAGAGUCUAGAUGUUCAGUAUGGUGGAUGAAAGGUGUUGUGGAAGUUUUUAUUGCAUUUUCUGAUAGAAUGAAUUGUUAGUUCUGAGCAAUGUGUGGAUAAGCAUGUUGCUGUGACACUUGUG